AUGGAAAAGUGUGAUAUUGCUAUUGCGAAAUGGAUGGUGGAUGCCUCUGUUCCAUUUAAUGCGGUUAAUUUAGCUUACUAUCAGCCAAUGAUUGAUGCUAUUGCAAGCAUGGGUGCAGGGUAUAAAGGGCCAAGUUAUCCAAGAGUCAGUGGGUAUUUGUUGAGUAAAUUAGUUGAGGAUGUGAGGAAGAUGAUUGAUGGUUAUCGUGAGAUUUGGAAGCAAACUGGAUGCACUAUUAUGGCCGAUGGAUGGACUGAUCGUUGUAGGCGUACUUUGAUUAAUUUUUUAGAUGUUGUAUUGUUUGUUGGUCCUGAGAAUGUUGUGCAUAUUGUAACGGACAAUGCUGCAAACUAUGUUGCUGUGGGAAGAUUGUUGGAGGCUGAGUUUCCUAAAUUGUAUUGGUCCCCUUGUGCAGCUCAUUGUGAUAAUCUGAUGUUUCAAGAUAUUGGGAAGUUGCAAGAAGUGAGUCAAACUAUGUCACAAGCUUCACUGAUCACUAAGUAUAUCUAUAAUCAUUGCUAUCCACUAUUCUUGAUGAGAAAGUUUACAGGUGGGCGGGAAAUACUUCGUCCAGCUCCAACUCGGUUUGCUACUAAUUUCAUUGCUUUGCAAAGUAUUUUAGCUCAAAAGGAUCCUUUAAGAGCUAUGGUGACUUCUAAAGAAUUUACAAGCUCAACUUACUCCAAAGAAGCCAUAGCUAAGAAAUUUGUGGAUCAAGUCUUGGAUUCUAAAUUUUGGAGUCAAUGCACUGAUAUUGUUAAGCUUACUUCGCCACUUGUUCAUGUUUUACGUAUUGUGGAUAGUGAAGACAGACCUGCCAUGGGUUAUCUUUAUCAAGCUAUUUAUAAGGCUAGAGAAGAAAUGGUGAGGAGGUUUCAGAAAAGAAAGAAGGUUGUUGAUCCUUAUCUGAAGAUUUUGGAUACCUGUUGGGAUGCACAACUUAAGAGAAAUCUUCAUGCCGCUGGUUAUUGGUUAAAUCCAGCUUUUCGAUUUAAUGCUGGAGAAUUUGAAAAUCACAAAGAAACGAUUUCUGGCUUGUUGGAUGUCAUUGAGAAAUAUGCUUAUGAUGAUCUUGUAUUGAAUUCUAAGCUGACAAGUGAGAAGAGGAUCUUUAAGAAUGCUGAGAAAGAUUUUGGAAGACCCUCUGCAAUACAUGAACGAACCACUGUUAUGCCAGGUUGUGAGCGUAACUGGAGUAUUUUUGAACACAUUCACUCAAAGAAGAGGAAUCGGUUAGAGCAUCAAAAACUUAAUGAUCUUGUUUAUGUUCAUUAUAACUUAAGGUUACAACAAAGGAACCAAAUGAGAAACCAAGUUUAUGAUCCAAUUUGUCUUGAUGCAUUUGAGGAUCAUUCGGAAUGGAUACUGGAAGAUUCACCACCAUUUUUAACUCCUGAAGAAAUUGAUGCUUUACGAAAUGAUCUUGCAAAUAUGUCUCUUCAAUCACCUUUAGAUGAUUUAGAUCAAUUGGAUUUGAAAGAUGAUCGGGAGGAUGAUGGAGCUAAUAAUUCUGUGGAAAAUGAAAAUCAAAAUGAAACCAAUCAGGAUGAAGCUCCACAUUUGUCUGAUGAAGAGCAACUUGCCGACUUCGAAAUCACUCCUUGGAUUUAG
Arachis stenosperma is the source of this 1611-nucleotide messenger RNA. RefSeq lists its product as uncharacterized. The record is from RefSeq and is a predicted model, not a curated record. The transcript is spliced from 5 exons. NCBI's taxonomy places the organism in Eukaryota, Viridiplantae, Streptophyta, Magnoliopsida, Fabales, Fabaceae. The coding region runs from base 1 to 1611 and encodes 536 amino acids.